ACAUCUUUGUUCUGUGGCACAUAAUCCGUGGUUGAGGCGGUAGUGGUAGUGUUUAUGAUUUAAUUGAAGUCCGUAUUAAUCGUGGGAAAUGGCAAGCUCGAAUUCGGCUACUUUUCAGCCGGAUUCAGACGUUCACAUCUCUUAUGACGACCAGCAAAAGAUAAAUGAAUUUGCAAGACAUAAUGCAAGGCUCGAAGAUUAUAAGGAUGAACUAAAAUCAAAGCAGAACCAAUUGAAGAAUUUGGAGGAGGCGUGUGAUGAAUUGACGCUAAUGGACCCAACGGAAUUUGUUCCAUAUUUUAUGGGUGAAGUUUUCAUCAAUCAAGAUAUUGAACAAACAGAGAAAAUGUUGGAGGAAGCCAAAAACAAGAUAUUAUCAGAAACAAAGGAUUUGGAGGAUAAAUGCAGUAAUAUAAAAAACCAAAUGAGUGAACUGAAAACUUACCUUUAUGCUAAAUUUGGAAAUCACAUAAACCUUGAAGCAGAUGAUGACUGAGCCAUUCCCUGUGAGAUAUUGUUUGUACUUACAUUUUCUUGUUUUACACUGUCAUACGUGCUGAUAUUUGUUUCAAAAGAACACUGUGCUUCAUUUUUUGUAGUCCCUGAGUGAACUGCAAUGUAUGAUUAAACAAAAGUAUUACUUCUCACAUUAUAAACACUGUUUCACUUUAUUUUAAUAUGUGCUAUAUUUGAACUUUAUCAUCUGAGAGGAGUGAUGUCCAUGAUGAUACCUUCCAAAUUGACUUCAUAUAUAUACUCUUAUUUUUAGAAAAAUAUGUGCUAGAAUAAUAAGUGCUUAAUAGUGCUACAUUUGUCAUACAUUUGCCUGUUAUGCUAAAUAAUUUUGAUUUGCAAAGAAUUGUUAUUCUAUGUUAGGAAAUAGCUAUGUGUAAAUAGCUGACUUAUACUCGGAACACCCUGCAAUAUUAAUUGCAUUUCUGCAUCCUUUUCUCUAACCUUAAAAAAUAAACUUGAAAGCUAGUUUGAAU
This is a messenger RNA of Schistocerca gregaria, 989 nucleotides long. It is a transcript of the gene Pfdn4, whose product is annotated as probable prefoldin subunit 4. Gene Ontology annotation, cellular component: prefoldin complex; cytoplasm. The transcript is spliced from 4 exons. Gene Ontology annotation, biological process: protein folding. The coding region runs from base 89 to 496 and encodes 135 amino acids. The record is from RefSeq and is a predicted model, not a curated record. NCBI's taxonomy places the organism in Eukaryota, Metazoa, Arthropoda, Insecta, Orthoptera, Acrididae.